CAGCCAAUCAGAGCUCUCGUGGGGUUUUUAAAUCCUCCACGGUGUGUCCGUCCAACUCUGCGGUGCAGUACUAUGAUGUUUGUCGUUGGAGGAACAUUGGACUAAAUACACUUCUAGUCCUCUUUAGCGUGUUUCUGUGGACCUGACAUGGCAAAAGGAAAGAAAAAUUUGGUGAGAACUGACAAAAAGCCCGACGACGCUGUUGAACUUAAAAUCAACUCACUGAAGGAGACAAAGGAAAACACGCCAGUAAUUCACAAAGAUUGCAUAAGCAAACCACAGGCAAAUUUCCAGAGUCUACGGAGUCCUAGCAAACCUCGAUCUCCUUUGAGUGAAAGUUCAAGCAUGCUGAUCCAGGAAGGAAAUGAAUCUGAUACAACUAUUCCUGACACGUUAACACUUAAAAAAGAUGUGCCUUCUGAAAUGAAACAUGACAGUCAGGAGGCCAAAGAGCAGAAGACUGUGACUUCUCAUGAAAUUAGAGAGCAACCCACAGACCAAUGUAUGCAAAAGGAAUCUCCCAUAAACACAAAUGCUGCCUCUGCAAAAGACAGCAAAGUUUCAGCAUCCAAAAACCGCAGUCGCACUGGUCCAAAAAAGAAAACAGAAAAUAGAGCUCCCCAAAACAAAAAGGUCACAGACUAUUAUCCCAUCAGAAGAAGUAACAGAAAAACUAAGGCAGAGUUAAAGAGUGAAGAGCACAAACACAUUGAUGACCUAAUAAAGAAUGGCAUCGAAGAAGGACUGCAGAUCAAACACAUAGAGGGAAAAGGAAGAGGGGUUUUUGCUGUUAAGAGCUUCAAAAAAGGAGACUUUGUUGUGGAGUAUCAUGGAGACCUGCUGCAUCUAGCUGAAGCUAAAAUAAGAGAGGCCCAGUAUGCCCAGGAUCCAACAACAGGCUGUUACAUGUAUUACUUUCAAUAUCAAUCUAAAACGUACUGUGUGGAUGCUACAAAGGAAACAAACCGCCUUGGGAGACUGGUCAAUCACAGUAAAAGUGGAAACUGCCAGACUAGGCUCCACCCCAUCGAUGGGACCCCUCAUCUGAUCUUGGUGGCUUCCAGAGACAUCGAUGCAGAGGAGGAGCUGCUUUAUGACUACGGGGAUCGCAGUAAAGCCUCCAUCUUGGCUCAUCCCUGGCUCAAAUACUGAACCCUAAUGACAAAUAUUUGCUUUUUGACAUGAAUUACAUGAAUUGGUCUCUGCUGUUCAUCUUGUCAAAGACAUAUGAAAGAUGAUCAGUACCAAAAUGCUUUUUAUGAUGAACAGAAAAGUUUUUCUUUUAAAUAGAGGCUAAGGCUUCAACUCAAAGUGUAUUUUUGCAACAGUUGUUUUAUCAAGCUUUUAUAUUUUUCUUGUUUAAUUGUAGCAGAUUGAUACUUCAGGACUAUUUCUCCUGAGUGGUAGUGUGUGAUAUUGUCCCUGCAUUUAAGAAUGUUACUCUAACUAUUCAAUUCCACUAAUGUAAAUUAUUACCUGUGUUGAAAAUUAAGGAAUAAAACAAUUGCGUUUUCAUUCCAGCUGUAGUCAGAUAAAUGUUGAAGAUCUGAAAAAUAUAAAAUGUCAAGUAGUGAUGUGCAGAUAAUCUUUUUAACUUUUUUAUUUACAUCUACCUAUCUGGUGAGUGUGCAUCAGAAGCCAUUUUGUGGCAAAGUGGUGCAAUGCUAUAAGACAGUCCUGAUGUUUAACAAAUGAAUAUCUGCUAAGUAUUCCUAUCAUAUGCCAGUGCUACAAAAAUUGUACAGAAUAACAUUAUUACAUUGAUAAUAUGCUCAGCACAAAGCAAAUUUAUUAAAAUGCAGAUGACAGCAGCAACAACUGUGAGUGGGGUAAAUGUUUUUUGAUUAAUUGGUGAAAACAAUGCUGCUUCAUAUGUUUACAUUAUUAAAAAAAAAAAAAAAAGGCCAUAAAUGUCAUAACUGACUUCAUAAACCUCUCCAAUACUUGUUAUAUAAUACUUUCCAGUUUAGUUAAUUAGUUUGUUUUGUUUUUUUAAAUCUAACUUCCCACAAAAUAUAUACAACUCUGGUCCAAAGGACAAUGCCUAUAAGACAAAUAGACCUUUACAUAAAAAAGUGGUUGACUGA
Molecule: messenger RNA, 2087 nt
Organism: Sphaeramia orbicularis (orbiculate cardinalfish)
Lineage: Eukaryota; Metazoa; Chordata; Actinopteri; Kurtiformes; Apogonidae
Gene: kmt5ab
Product: lysine methyltransferase 5Ab
Exons: 8
Coding region: 148-1152 (334 amino acids)
Biological process (GO): regulation of transcription by RNA polymerase II; regulation of DNA damage response, signal transduction by p53 class mediator
Cellular component (GO): nucleus; polytene chromosome
Molecular function (GO): protein binding; histone H4K20 methyltransferase activity; transcription regulator activity
Source: RefSeq, a predicted model, not a curated record